AUGAUAUUUGUUACCGAAGUUCAUCGACUGGAUGAUGCACUUUCCCGAAUAGACCCUAACUGCACUUCUUUAGUGGGCUCAACGAUGAUCGCUGCCAUUUUGGAGGAUAAUCGUUACUUAAGUGUCAUAAAUGUCGGUGAUUCAAGGGCGGUUGCGUGUGAUACGUGCGAUCAAAUGAUUUCCCUGAGCAAAGAUCACAAACCAGAUGAUAAAUUGGCAGACACAGUUCGCCUAAAGCGUAAGAAAAUUGCACAUGCAGCUCUACUGCAUGACAAUGCUCGACUCACGGUGCAAAACCUUCUCGUCAAAAGAAAUUCCAAACUUGAUUUCGAAGUUCUACAGUACAAUGCUUAUUCUGCUGAUUUGGCUCAAUCUGACUAUGAUUUGUUUCGCGGAGUGAAGCUACGAGACAAAACAUUCGAUGAUCAGAAAGAGCUGGAAAUUUCAUUUGAGCAUUCAAAUAAAUCAGCCGACCAUCUUUUGGUCGUACUCGGAUUGCGUUGA
Messenger RNA from Necator americanus (New World hookworm), 504 nucleotides. RefSeq lists its product as uncharacterized. The record is from RefSeq and is a predicted model, not a curated record. The coding region runs from base 1 to 504 and encodes 167 amino acids. The transcript has 6 exons. Lineage: Eukaryota; Metazoa; Nematoda; Chromadorea; Rhabditida; Ancylostomatidae.